Pieris napi is the source of this 2891-nucleotide messenger RNA. RefSeq names its product protein O-mannosyl-transferase TMTC1-like. Gene Ontology annotation, molecular function: mannosyltransferase activity; protein binding. Gene Ontology annotation, biological process: protein O-linked glycosylation via mannose. The transcript has 15 exons. NCBI's taxonomy places the organism in Eukaryota, Metazoa, Arthropoda, Insecta, Lepidoptera, Pieridae. Bases 140 to 2557 code for a protein of 805 amino acids. The record is from RefSeq and is a predicted model, not a curated record.
CCGCGUUGGGGGCCGGUUACGCUCUUGCUCGCGAUACUUACUAUCGAGAACGUUAACAUGAGUUGCGACGUAUUUUUUUAACGACUCGAAGUUAAGUGUUUUAACAUCAGAUGUGAAAUAAAUAAGGAAUUGAUUACAAAUGUGCAGAUGUAGGAACGUCACUGUAAACAAAACCAGCCCCAAAAUGAAACGCCGCUUACCGCCAGUGAGGGAAGAUAUUCCCCAACAUAGUAUGUGCAAUAGUGACUUAGUUGUGUAUACUAUGGUGACUACAACAGCGGUACUCAGUUAUAUUAACAGUCUCAAUGGUGAUUUUGUUCAUGACGAUAUACCUGCUAUAGUGACGAAUAGUGAUGUGACGGGGAGUAGCCUGAAACAGCUGUUUUUGGAUGACUUUUGGGGUACACCGAUGGUUGAUCCGCACAGCCAUAAAUCUUAUAGGCCGCUGACAACACUGUCUUUUAGGUUAAACUACGCGCUAGCCGGUCUAAGACCUUGGUGGUGGCAUGCAAGUAAUGUGGUCCUACAUGCGGCUUGCAGCGCGCUCGUCGCUCGUACGUGCGUUACCAUAGCGCGAUUGCAGCGGCCGUUUGCAGCACUUGCUGCUUUACUAUUCGCUGUACAUCCUAUACAUACAGAAGCGGUAGCAGGUGUGGUUGGCAGAGCGGAUGUACUUGCAUGUAUCUUCUUUCUAUCAUCUUUAUUAGUAUAUCAUAGACCUACUAGUAGCAAGAAGAGUGUGUGCUUAAGUGUGGUGCUGGGAGCUCUAAGUAUGCUGGCUAAGGAGACAGGUGUAACAAUAUUACUUCUCAACCUGGCUAUUGACUUCUACAGGUGCUGGCCUUUCGUAAAGAGGUCAAUAUGCUCUAUGAAAAUAGAAAAGAAGUGUGCAGGAUUGUCAAUAAGAACAAUUAAAGUCGUCGUGUCCCUCGCAUUGCUGAUCAGCGUUCGUCUCGCUCUGUUGCACGGGACGUGGCCUGUUUUCUCGCCCCAAGACAAUCCUACAGCGUUCCACCCGAGUUUCUUUGUACGACUGAUGACAUUCUGCUACCUGGCGGCCUUCAAUUGGUGGCUCCUUCUGUGUCCCUGGACCCUGAGUCAUGAUUGGCAGAUGGGCUCUGUGCCUCUCAUCACCAGCAGCUGGGAUCCUCGGAACCUGCUCACUUGUGCUGCAUUGGGCACUCUUCUUCUACUCUGUUAUCGGUGCUUUACAGAUAUGGAGGUACAAAGACACUGUCCAGUCGUCGUGGGUCUUCUUUUUCUGGUCAUACCUUUCUUGCCUGCCAGUAACUUGUUGGUCACCGUUGGAUUUGUCAUCGCAGAACGUGUUCUUUACAUACCAAGUGUUGGAAGUGUAAUAAUAACUGCGUACGGUGUCCAGCUGAUGUGGUAUUCAAAGCCGGGAUCAAAAGUGUUUCUGGUUGUCGGUCUGGUGGUACUGGCAGCUAGUGGGGUGGCCAGAACACACAGACGUAAUGCGGACUGGCGCGACAGGGCGACAUUAUUACGCGCGGACGUUGCAAACCUGCCGCAGAACGCCAAACUUCACUACAACUUGGCAAACUUUCUACGAGAAACAGAGCAGCCCGACUUCGCCAUCAAGCAUUAUAAGGAGGCUUUGAGGUUGUGGCCAACAUAUGCAAGCGCCCACAACAACAUUGGAACAUUGGUGUCGGGCACAGACAACGCAGAGCACCAUUUUCUACAAGCGAUACGAUACAACAAACAACAUGUCAACGCUCAUUACAACUUGGGAAAGCUUUACAAGAAAACAGGUCGUAUGGAGCAAGCAAUAAGAAUGUUGGAACGGUGUAUCACGUUGCAACCUCGAUUUGUUCAAGCUCAUGUUGAACUGAUGUCGUUGAAACCAGAAACAGAAAAAUUGAGCAUUUUGAGAAGACUGGUAGAGUUGGAGCCUAAUAACUGGGAACAUUAUAUUUUGUAUGGAAAUUGGCUCAAGAAUAAAGGUCUACUAGGUCCAGCAUCCAAGUACUAUUUAGAAGCAACAAGAGUUAGUAUCCGUUCGAAGUCAUUACAACGCUCCGUGCGGGCUGACCUCAUCUCCUUAAGAUCAACUGCACUGGUGUAUCGAGCUUUAGGGCAGAAGUCUAGAAUUUUACAGCUUUUGACACGAUGGCACACAUGGCGAAGAGGUUGGCCUAGUAGCGCUGCCGCCCAUAUGUAUUGGAGAGAUUGGAGACUAAAGAUGGAACUGGAGGGGAGAGUUCAGAUCUAUUCCAAAGCAGUGAAUCCUACCAAAUCAAAAACAUGCUUUGACCACAAGCACCUGGUAGUUGAAGCGGUUAAAGAGGACAUUCCCAUUAAAACCAAGAACAAAGUUAAGAAACAAUUAAGUGAUUGUGAAAAUAUUAACUGUGCGUGCACUUCUUGUAAUAAGAAAAACCUAUAUCUAUCAACUCAAAUAAAGAAUACGCACAACAAAUCCGAAAUCGGACUAAAAGAUAAAAAAUGCAGACACAGAAAGGAAAAUAAAGAUAGCGAUCUUAUGCCGAAAUUGGGUGCAUUGACUGAACAUAUUCUAAUGAAAACUUUUUAAUAUGGACUUAUAGUAAAUACGCUGACAAUAUCGCGAGGUUAAUGUAGAUAAUGUUUUUGAGGUUAGGAAUUUUAUGAAUAGCUCUUGAACUAUAUCAAGCUUUUAUGGAAUUUAAGUUCCACUAACUUCAACGGUAACAUCGAGGGGAGUUAUUUAUGUUACAUGUAGGUAUAUAGUAUAUAUAUCUUAAUCUUUCAAUAUGUGAUCAAAUUAUGAAAUGUGUCAUUACAUCUACGACAAACAUAAACUCAAACUCAAAAUAUCUUUAUUCAAGUGGGUAACCAAGUACACUUUUGAAUUGUCAAGUUAAAUUAAUCGUAAAUUUACAUUUACU